AUGAUGGACGGGUUGGAUGACUGGGCAGGCGUUGAAGACCCAGACUGGAAGGCUAACCACCAGCUCUCGUGGGAGCAGCUCACAGACGUCAGGGAGAUCGGGAAGGGGUUGACUUGCACCGUGUUCACGGCUAGCAUCCCCGGGCGAAAGGCGAAGGUCAUCGCCAAGGUGGCGAGGCCGAGGAACAAGGGCAGGCUAGAGGACCAGGCGGAGCGACAGCUGGAGGCAGAGUUCAACGUGCUCAGACAGGUGAACCACCCUCACGUGGUCGAGUUGCUGGGAGCAGGUUUCACCCACGAAGGCAGACGUUUUCUUCUCCUGGAGCACCUGCCCGAGGGAACCCUGGGAACGUUCCACGCUCUCAGCGAUAGGGAGCAGAUGCGCGGUCCAUCGGCCUACCGGACACUCAAGCAGGGGUUUCGGCGGUUGACGAAGGACCUGAACUACACGCUGGGAAGGGUGUUGCAGGUGGCGGAGGCUCUGCAGUACUUGCACAACGACGCCAUCCCAGGUGCCGUGGUGCUUCACCGGGACAUAAGACCAGACAACAUUGGCCUUGCUCGUGGGGAUGCUGUUAAGAUGUUCGAUUUCGGGCUGUCGAAGGCGAUAGCGAAAGGCCACAGCCUCGUCGGGGAGGCCGGUAGCCUGCGUUACGCCGCUCCCGAGGUUUCCAUGGCGUUACCGCACGGGGACAAGGCCGACGUGUACAGCUGGGCCCUGCUGGCGUGGGCAGUAGCUUCCGGGAGCACUCCCUUCGAAGGGAUAGGGCGAAGCGCUUUCUACGCAAGAGUCGUGGUUGGAGGAGAGCGACCGGAGGUGGACCCUAGCUGGCCGAAGGAGUUUAGGACCCUGCUCAACGAUUGCUGGAGCGGUGACCCUUCCCUACGGCCCGAUAUUGCCGAGGUUGUUGUCCGCAUGAAGGCCAUCCUUCACGUUUCCCCGUGA
Ectocarpus siliculosus is the source of this 945-nucleotide messenger RNA. Lineage: Eukaryota; Phaeophyceae; Ectocarpales; Ectocarpaceae. The record is from the annotation of a GenBank genome assembly.